AUGUGCUUUGCCAUGCAGUGCCUCUGUACACUUGCAAUCACUCUUGUGACAGUGUCACGCGCUACAGGAGGCAUUCGAGGAUACAAAAAAGCGGAGCUUGCUGGAUCUGCUGGGCACAGCAACAGCAGCAACGUGAAGUUUAUGGACUUGGAGUAUUUCACCCGUAGUGAAGUUGAUGAACUCCUUGUUGAGAACGCAGCCGAUGACCAGCGCAUACAUUCUCUGGAGCAGGUUUUACGACCAGCAUUCCAGGCACUGCCAAAGAGCUCCGGGCUAUUGACUCAACACGCAGUCCGCUACGUACUUCACCGCUACUUCCUCCAGAGUCACGGUUGGCUUGUGAAAGGACUGGAGCCAGAAGGUGCUUACCAGAAGGCGCCCGAGGGAGUCAAAAAGGACUGGCAAAGUUGGGUUCCCUCUUAUUUGCUGCAACACUUUGACAUCGAGCAAGGCGUCAGCCUCAGAGAUCUUGCAGAAAUGAUCGCUGUCAUUGAAGACCUGGUGCGGAAGGAGUCGCACAGGCAGAUGGCAAAAGUGUAUGAAGCACUUGGUUUCUCAAUGACAGAUCCCUUGCCUCGAGAAGAUGCUGACCUGGCGAUGGACAUGUACCUGAUCAUUGUACUGACGGCCCGAAACAUCACAAUGGCAGAACCCACAAAGAACAGGCUUCGCCUUCAAGCCUUUCAGACGCGAUACCACGGUUAUGCUGACAUGCAUGAAUGGCUUCGAGAUUUAGGCCAGAGGUACUUUGAAGAUAGCCCUGAAGAGGGCCUCAGUUUCUCCACUAUGAGCAAGGCUGCGGAAGCUUUUGGAGACGAAUUUCCGCAGUUCAAUGACAAGGAGUGCCACGAAUUGAAGACAACCCUCAUGAAAAUGGAAGGUGGCAGUCGCAAGCCAGGCCGUAUUCCGUUGUCUGAUUUCUACAACAGCAGCACAUACAGACACUGGAAUUUCACAGAGAGUCCAGAUUACCUCCGUGACCUUGGGGCACUGGACGAAUCUGAUGUGCAUCGGAAGUAUGUGAUUUUGGCAAAUUACAUCAGCAGUUUCAACAAUUGCGUCCGUGCUGACAGCCUCUACGCCAUUUGCUGCCGCAGCCCCUGUGAGCGUUUGAUGAAUGUGCUGGAAGAGAAGGUGGCUGCACCUUCAGCAGAUGCAACACUUCUUGCCAGCAUUGUGGCAAAUCUUUCGACUGAGACCGUGCCUGCUAGAGGUACAUUGGACCCAAAGCUGAUGGACCGUUUAGAAGACGUUGCACGACAAUCUGAAUCUGGUUCUGUGCCCCCUCACGGCCGCCUUUUUGCCCAGUGGAUGCAUCACGUUUUCCCUCGCGAAUGUCCAUAUCCUCAUGAGGCUGGGACAACGAAUCCUCAGACACCAGAUGAGUGGAUGAAGACAAAUGGAAGAAGCACACAGGUCUCCGCCCAACAGAUUGAGCAGAUCGCAAGGGACAGCUGCCCAGCCGACAAGAAGGAGGGUCUUCCGAGACACUGUGACAUGGAGAAUGCUGAGCUUCCCUGGAGCAACCGUGAAGACCGGGCAGAAUUGCUGAGUUCAUUGCAUGGUCCCAGAACCCAACUGAGCGGACACAAAUUCUUUGGGCGAGAGGAACAACUUGGAGACUCUUCAGAGGACUCGGUGCCUUUGCUCACGCUUCUGUCCUUUGUGGCCUUGCCAGCGAUGGUGCUUUCAGCGUACUUGCUGGACCACAUGCUGGGGCGAAACAGACAGCUGCAGCGACGUUGCUAUCUAUCUUUAGUCUCAGCCCUGGCCUUCAUUUGGGCAACCGUGCUUUGUUUGAUGUUCCACAUCGUGGAUAUGAAAGCUGCAACGGGAGCUGGCUUGGUCUUCCUUCUUUGGAGGCUUUUGGUAAGCCAUUGGAUUCCUGUCUCUGGUGGCAAGCUCAUCGAUUCUGCUGUAUGA
Cladocopium goreaui is the source of this 1923-nucleotide messenger RNA. The record is from the annotation of a GenBank genome assembly. NCBI's taxonomy places the organism in Eukaryota, Dinophyceae, Suessiales, Symbiodiniaceae.